Messenger RNA from Penicillium bovifimosum, 234 nucleotides. RefSeq lists its product as uncharacterized. The transcript has a single exon. The record is from RefSeq and is a predicted model, not a curated record. Lineage: Eukaryota; Fungi; Ascomycota; Eurotiomycetes; Eurotiales; Aspergillaceae. Bases 1 to 234 code for a protein of 77 amino acids.
AUGAAACACCCAUUUCGAAAGGGCACCAAGCCCCAAACCGUCGAUCAGUAUUGGCACAAUCUCCACAUCAAUGAUGAUGGCACGAAAGUCGAAGUUGUGCAGUGGAUCCAAGGAAUCCAACGAAUCCAAUCCCUUGAGCCCUGUGCACUGCCGAACGUUGAAGGUUCUGGACUUCUAAUCCCCUGCUUUAUCACCAGUGGACUGCUUCGAUUCAAAACACUCGAUCUAAUCUAA